GAAGAUGCCAUGGGCAACCUCUUUGGUAAAAAUAAAAAGCGUGACAAUCAAAAUUCCAGAAGAAUCUCCUCCACCACAAGUAGUGUAUCAUCCCAAAUCCCAACUCAUCAGGAACAUCAUCAUCAUCAUCUGCUACCGCCAUAUCCACCACCACGGUCACAACCACCGCCGCCACCGCCACUAGCACGAGCGCAAUCUAUGUCUAAGAAACCAAGUUUUAGGACACAUAAUUCAGGACAGAGCUCAGCAGUCAGGGAAAAAACAAAGCAACCUGCCAAGAAGUAUGCUUUGAUUGUUGAUAACUUCACUACCCUUGAACAGGUUACAGCGGCCUUGAGGAAAGAAGGUUUAGAAUCAUCAAAUCUGAUCCUUGGAAUUGAUUUCACAAAGAGCAAUGAAUGGACUGGCAAAAUCUCAUUCAAUAAUAGAAGCUUGCAUGCGAUCGGAGAUACUCCUAACCCUUAUGAGAAGGCUAUAUCUAUCAUUGGCAAGACUUUGGCUCCCUUUGAUGAUGACAACUUGAUUCCAUGUUUUGGCUUUGGUGAUGCUACCACCCAUGAUCAAGAAGUGUUCAGCUUUCACAGUGAUCAUUCACCUUGCCAUGGCUUUGAGGAAGUUCUGUCUUGCUACCAAAAAAUAGUUCCAAACUUGAAACUUUCAGGACCAACUUCUUAUGCUCCGGUAAUUGAGGCUGCAAUAGACAUAGUUGAGAAAAGUCGUGGCCAAUUCCACGUGUUAGUUCUCAUUGCAGAUGGACAGGUUACAAGAAGUGUCAACACUGAAGAUGGAGAACUCAGUCCUCAAGAAGAAAAGACAAUCAAGGCUAUCGUUGAUGCAAGUGCAUACCCGCUUGCGAUAGUUCUGGUUGGAGUUGGUGAUGGACCUUGGGAAGACAUGAAAAAGUUUGAUGACAAGUUACCAGCCCGUGAUUUUGACAAUUUUCAGUUUGUUAAUUUUACUGGCAUUAUGUCUAAAAACACUAGCCCCUCUGAGAAAGAAGCAGCUUUUGCUUUGGCUGCUCUCAUGGAAAUCCCAUUCCAAUAUAAAGCAACCAUGGAAUCUGGAAUACUCGGACGUGUAACAGGAAGAGCAAAGAGAAUAGUUCCAAAACCUCCUCCUAUUCCUUAUUCUCGGGCUGCUCCACCAGCUCGUGUACCAAGCAAUACGCCAGCAUCCACAGCAGAUGAGCAAAACCAAGCGGUCUGCCCUAUUUGUCUGACCAAUGGAAAGGAUUUGGCCUUUGGAUGUGGGCACAUGACUUGCAGAGAUUGUGGAUCCAGGUUAACUAACUGUCCCAUAUGCAGAGAGAGGAUCACCAGUCGUCUCAGGGUGUACAGUGGGUGAUUGUAGAAAAAGAUCAUCCUAUGGUUCUUAAAAGAUAGACAUUGAUUUGUUGUAAAAAAUAUAGCUCGUGUCUCUCGGGAUGUUUUAUGAGUGUUAAAAUGUGAAGAUGAAUUUGUGCAAGUUUCUGUAUAUUGGGCUCAUGUCGUUGAUGCGUUUGAAGUUGUAUAUUACUAUAUUUCAAUCAGUAGCUGUCUGUACUAUAUUUUAAUCACUCUGCUUUUAGAAGUUAAACUGAUAUUUAAACAUUUUUCCUUUGGUCCCCACUCCCCACACAAAAGCAA
This is a messenger RNA of Gastrolobium bilobum, 1625 nucleotides long. Its product is annotated as E3 ubiquitin-protein ligase RGLG4-like. The record is from RefSeq and is a predicted model, not a curated record. Lineage: Eukaryota; Viridiplantae; Streptophyta; Magnoliopsida; Fabales; Fabaceae. The transcript has 11 exons. Bases 10 to 1344 code for a protein of 444 amino acids.